AUGGUGAUCGGGGCUGUGACAUCUCAGUGGUGUUCAUCAGGUGAUCUCUUGGAGAAGUCGGUUGCUUGCUUGUUGUUAAUGGUUCUUUUCAGCAACAAGAACAUUCCCCAAAGAAAAGAACAAUUUUUUAUCAACCAGGAAUCUUAUACGAACAAUACGCUUGAACAGUUUGGAAUGACUAAUUUUUCAGAUGCGAAGGUUCCUAUGACAUGUGACCCUCGCUUGAAUCUUUCGUUAGACAAACUUGAUGUUGAUGUGAAACCAUAUCAAAGCAAGAUAAUUUAUUUGUUACAUCUAAUUGCCAGUCAACCUGAUAUCAUGUUUUAUAUAUGUAAUUGUGCUAGGUAUCAAGCAAACCCAAGGGAAGCACAUCUCACUACUGUUAAAAGAUAUCUUUUGAUUCAAACACUUUCUAAUGCGGACUUUGGAGGAUGUCAACUUGAUCAAAAAAGUACAACUGGGGGCAGUUACUUUGUUGAUGGGAAGCUUGUGAGUUGGCAGUCAAAGAAGAAGAAAAGUGUAUCAAUAUCCACAUCUGGGGCUGAGUAUAUUGUUGGUGAUGUUUGUACUUUGGAAGUGAUCUAG
This is a messenger RNA of Lactuca sativa (garden lettuce), 585 nucleotides long. Its product is annotated as secreted RxLR effector protein 161-like. The record is from RefSeq and is a predicted model, not a curated record. Lineage: Eukaryota; Viridiplantae; Streptophyta; Magnoliopsida; Asterales; Asteraceae.